GCGGCGCGGCCGUCACUCGGGCCGGCAUGGCGGUGUGCGCUCGCCUCUGCGGCGUUGGCCCGUCGCGGGGAUGCCGGCGCCGCCAGCAGCGGCGGGGCCCGGCUGAGACGGCGGCGGCUGAUAGCGAGCCGGACACGGACCCGGAGGAAGAAUGCAUCGAGGCGGGCGCGGCGGCGCUGUCCGGGGCGGGGGGCGGCCGGAGCGCGGGCCCCUCGCCGCCCCCGCGCUGCUCGCUGCUGGAGCUGCCGCCCGAGCUGCUGGUGGAGAUCUUCGCCUCGCUGCCCGGCACCGACCUGCCCAGCCUGGCCCAGGUCUGCACCAAGUUCCGGCGCAUCCUGCACACCGACACCAUCUGGAGGCGGCGCUGCCGGGAGGAGUAUGGCGUUUGUGAAAACUUGCGGAAGCUGGAGAUCACGGGUGUGUCUUGUCGAGACGUAUAUGCGAAGCGUAUAAACCCGCGCGUCAAGUCGGGACGGUUCAUGAAAAUUCUGCCCGAUUACGAGCACAUGGAGUACAGAGAUGUGUACACCUGCCUGCUUCACCGGUACAGACACAUUUUGGGCCUGUGGCAGCCAGACAUCGGGCCGUACGGAGGACUGCUGAACGUGGUGGUGGACGGCUUGUUCAUCAUUGGCUGGAUGUACCUGCCUCCCCACGAUCCUCAUGUGAAUGACCCAAUGCGAUUCAAGCCCUUGUUUAGAAUCCACCUGAUGGAGAGGAAGUCGGCCACGGUGGAAUGCAUGUACGGCCACAGGGGGCCCCACAACGGCCACAUCCAGAUUGUGAAGAAGGACGAGUUCUCCACCAAGUGCAACCAGACAGAUCACCACAGGAUGUCUGGCGGGAGGCAAGAGGAAUUCCGAACGUGGCUAAGGGAAGAAUGGGGACGGACACUGGAGGACAUUUUCCACGAGCACAUGCAGGAGCUCAUCCUGAUGAAGUUCAUCUACACCAGUCAGUAUGACAACUGCCUGACCUACCGCCGCAUCUACCUCCCGCCCAGCCACCCGGACGACCUCAUCAGGCCUGGCCUCUUCAAAGGCACCUACGGCAGCCAUGGCCUGGAGAUUGUCAUGCUCAGCUUCCAUGGGAAGCAUGCCAGGGGCACGAAGAUCACGGGUGACCCCAACAUCCCUGCUGGGCAGCAGACGGUGGAGAUUGACCUCAUGCACCGCAUCCAGCUGCCCGACGUUGAGAACCUCCGCAAUUUCAAUGAGCUCUCCCGCAUCGUCCUGGAAGUCCGUGAGCAGGUGCGCCAGGAGCAGCAGCAGCAGGAAGACGGGCCUGAGGAUGCUGAGGGCUGCAGCCGGCAAAGCCCCCAAGAGCCCCAGCGGGGCCCUGCCCAGCCCACUGUGGAGCCGCCCGCUGAGAAAGGCAGCGAGCCCGGGGAUGGAGGCGCCGCAGCUGCGGCUGAGCAGCCCGUCGAGUCUGGGCAGGGGCAGCCAUUUGUGCUGCCUCUGGGGGUGAGCUCGAGGAACGAGGACUAUCCCCGCACCUGCAGGAUGUGUUUCUAUGGCACAGGCCUCAUCGCUGGCCAUGGCUUCACCAGCCCUGAGCGUACCCCUGGGGUUUUCAUCCUGUUCGACGAGGACCGCUUUGGCUUCAUCUGGCUGGAGCUAAAAUCCUUCAGCCUGUACAGCAGGGUCCAGGCCACCUUCCGGAACGCAGACGCACCGUCCCCACAGGCGUUUGAGGAGAUGCUCAAGAACAUUCAGUCCCUCACCUCCUGACGGCCCCCUCCCCUGCCGGGGUGCUCCUGGGGCUCCGGCCCCUGCGACCUGGCAAAGCAGCAGCAUGCACUUCGGACAUCUGGCCUUGGACCAGAACACCCACCUUCUCAUAGGGGUCACGGCCCAGCCCCCCGGGAUGCUUUCUAUAGAGUGUGCAACCCAGGCCUGUAUAGUUGUCAGUAGCUGAUGGGAAAGCUGAGCAUGUCUUAUAAAAAAAAAAAAGAACAAGAACAAAACUGAUUUUGAGGCCAGCUGCAGGGCGUGUAAAUAACUGAACUGGAGAAACUGGGUUUGUCCUUGGCCUGCUGGCAGUUUUCUAGGGAAAACAAAAUCCUCCUUCAGGGGAGUUCAUGAGUAACAGAGUCUCUUGCUGUGGGCUGACAUAAGGGGGUCCUCUCACAGGAAGCGAGUGAAAGGGGCCAUGGGCCUGCGAGAGACUGGGGUGAGGGCCUCGGACAGGUGAACUUUGCUGCAGCCCGGCCAGGGUGGUGGGGGAGGCAGUGUGUGCAGAAAGGGAGCUCUGGGGGAGUGGGGGUGUCGGGUUUGGGACCCUGGACUGAAUUCCUGUUUCUCUACCGACUUGCUUGGAUUGUGGACAGAAGCACUUCACCCUGAGCUCAGUUUCCGAUUCAGUGAAAUGGGGCUAGUGACGUGGGUCACUAGAGAAUGUCACCGCAGGCCUGUGAGCAGCUUGGCGGCCUGCGGACACCAUCCUGGCCCUGGUCCCCGGGCAGCGCCUGUGCACCUGCCCCGGCCUCUCUCCAGCUUUAGAACCAAGACCUUCGCUGCAGCCACUUCCAGACAGGGCACUCGUGUCCACACCCUACCCCUCCUCCUGCCGCACCCUGAGCUGCAGCCACUUGUCCCAGAAGUGAGACGGCUACAUCUGAAAUGGCCCUGCAGUUAUUUACCCAGAUGCUGUCCUUGGAAGUGUGAAAGCAUCAGAAGUGGUUGCACAAGACGACUUUGAAGCCCCUUUGCAGGGGAGAGGGCAGCUUUCUAGAAAAGUCACACCGCACGCAGGGAGGCACACUUUGGACACCAGGACCUCUUGGGGACCCUUCUGCUGGCAUUGUGCCUGUGUUGUGCUGACCCCUGCAUUUGGGGACCCUUCUGAGGUCUCUACUGAUCUUGGUGUUUCCUGAAGAGCAGAGCCCUAAGUGCACGCAGGCCCCUGAGAGUUAGCUUCAGCUCUCCCUCCAGCGUGCAGACAGCCACCACCCGUCCACCGCCCAUGGCGUGGGGCUUCACUGGGGGCAGGGCAGACUUCAUCCCCCUCUCAGUUGCUCAUCCUUGUGGGGUGGACUGCACUGAGCCCUCAUACUGAGGGCGAGGGACCCCAGGGAAGGGGGGCGGCUUUGUGGUGCCUUCAUGUAGAGACCAGCCUCAGAUGUCCCAUGAAAUGUGUCCUGUUUUCUCGAUUAAUUUCUCCCUGACUGGCCUUUUUCUAAAAUAAAAAAUCCCCAUUGCCCUAGCUUCAGUGCAUUUGGCAACUUUGAACUUCCUCUGCUUCCUAGAAUCACAGAAUUGACAAGCUCUGAGGCCCAGCCCCUCAAAGGCAAGCUGGCCCUCCCAGGAGGGAGGUGAGUGGAGAAGGCUGGGUCCCUCCUGGGCAGCCACGGGAUGCGUCCACCUGGCGCUAUCAGCCAAGUCUCGUCAGAGAUGCUCGCCGCUCACCUCCCAUCCUUCUAACAGGACCUGCAGUCAGGUUGAGGUGUGAUCCCAGUUUCUCUUGCAGGACUGAGCCUAAAAGCAUUGUCAUCCCUCCCCUCUUGCAGUGUGACUGUUCUUCUCUCGUGCCAAGCAUGGCUGUCUCUGAACAGUGAUAACCAUGGCCAUGAAGCCUUCAGGAAAAUGAAAAUGAAAGACAGCUGGGUGUAGGCUGUUGCUCUCUGAGUUUCACCAUUGUUUAAAUAAAAUCAAGAAAAUGCAUAUUUUACCCAGAGCCUGAGGCUCACUCUAAGGGACCCCAUCUCCAUCUAGGGUCCCCUGUAGCUUUGUAAAGCGCACAUGAAUUAAAGAUGAGCACUUCUGAUUAAAAACCAAUCUCAAAUCUAAAUGAUGUAACCUGCCUCCAGUGUUUGGGCCUAUACAUGGUUUCCACUAAUAUGACUGGAAUAAUCCUGGGCUGUUGGCUGCGUCUACAUUGGCCCCUGUCUCUGGUGUCGAGUGGGGCCCCAGGGCCUGUGGGGUCUGUCCAGCUGGCAGUGGCCUGGGUGAGGGCUUGCACAGCGGUCAUCCAGAGUCCGUGCUAUUUCCCACUCUCACGUGCCCCUAGCCACCUCUAGUUCUCCAGCUCAGUAGGGAGUGUGCAGGUGCCAACCCAGCGCCACUGGCCUCCCUCUACGGCGGAAUAGACAGGCAGCUCAUCAGGGGAACUUCCAGUUAGUUCAUUUGGGUGAGAAAAGGAAAAGGCUGAAAGCAGUGAAGGCAGUGUGAUUUUGAUACAGACGUCUCAGUGAGGAACCGAAUGGCCCAGGUUAAGGACUGGCUUUGCCCGGUGGUGCCGACUGGGGAAGGUGGCAGUGGGCCUAGCAGCGUUUUGGAUGGUCUCCGUCGCUGGCACCACCUGCACUUGCCGCUUGGCUGCUGUGAGGUGGGGUCAGUGUCUGUGGGACGGAAGGGCCUCAGGUGCCUCUCCACAUACGGGACACACUCUGCUCUCUGCUGCUCGAUGGGCAGCGAUGUGAUUGGAGACUGACUGGAGGUUUCACACAGUCACUGGAGAGUCUUCUGUAUCGGGGCUGAGUGUUCACUGCAGGAGGCUGUUGCAGGGGACCUUUCUUCUCGGCCAGGGGCCGCAGGCCUGGCAGUGUCCGGUUACAUCUGCUCCCCGCCCCGGCCCAGACCCCCACUGCCUGCUGCUGACUGAACAGGGCUGGAGGCUUUGUGGUGGUGGAAUUGUUUCAGAAUCCUUCCUUCCUCAGUCCAGACUGGGACCUCCCUUCCUGGCCGUCCCUCUGUCUGGUCUGCUGGCUCCCUGUGGCUGCCCUGCUCCUUCUCUCCCGAACGCCCUGGCCCGACACCAGGCAGCUCAGUGCUGGUGCCUGCAGCCCUGGAAAGUCCUCCUGGCAAUGCGGAGGGUGGCAGAGCACACGCAGUGGUCUAACCCCAGCCAGAUGCAGGUGGCCUCCAUUCCCGCAUCAUGCAGAAGGAGCUCAGAGGCCGAGGUGGCAUGCCAGACUCCCUCCGAGGAUGCGGAGCCGUUCACUGCUGCAGCCCAGACAGCCGAACCCCCUCCUCAGCCAGCCAGUCCUCUCCGCCUGACACCACCGAGGGGCUGGUGUUCCAUUUGUGGGCUGCCCAGGUUUGCUCACACUGCCACUGUGAGGUCACUCUGUAGUGCUCGUGAGCAGUGACAGAGGUACAGAAACCUCGGUCCCCUUGUCAUUUGGUGGACUUGGUCACAGGAAUCUGAGAAUUUCUCGAGUUCCUUGUGACCACGCUGUCGGUACACACCUUGGUAUGUAGGAGAACCGAGCAACCUGAAAUCUGACUCAGUGCUUGGGGAGGGCGACCAUGUUAGUUUGGUACCCUCGUAUUCUCUUUGCCACUUUCAUGCUCUAACUCUUGAGGAUGCUGACAGGAGCCUUCUCACGUGACCCUCCUCUGGCUUGAGCAUAAAACACCCCAUUCAUGGUCAAUCCCGGUGUUAACAUAGCUACCUCUGUCCUUUUAUGGGAGAAGAUCUAGAAUGUGCUUUGACUCCACGUCCUGACAGUGUUUAGAGAGUAGAAACAAUGCCGUCAGUCUGCCUGAUAGUGUGACUGGGAACGAGAAGGUGGCAAAUGACUGGGCUAGCACUGGGUCAUCAGCCGCCUGCAGGCCAGCCUUCGGGGGGCAUGGGUGCUGGUGGGGCUCCAGCAGGAAGGCGGGCCCUCUUCUCAUCCUUCCCGUGCUCACAGGGAGGCCAGGCAAAACACACGAAGGGCUCAGAACCUUUUGCUUUUUCAGCCUAAUUUUACUUUUGGUUUUUAUUUGAGAUCAUAUAGCCAACUUGGCGAAGAAAAACAUUUAUGCUGUUUGAUCUUGAAACGCCAUGCCCUGGGAAGAGUCCUGGUCACUCAGUCAUCCACUGGGGUGUGCCGGGUGGGGCUGGGGCUGGGGAGGACUUGAGGAAGCAGCUGCUGUGAGCCGGGGCCCCGACACUGUCACUGGGCAUGGUCACAGGAAUGACUGUGCAGGGUUGUUUCUCCAUAAAUCAGUUUUUGAAACCUU
Molecule: messenger RNA, 5948 nt
Organism: Equus caballus (horse)
Lineage: Eukaryota; Metazoa; Chordata; Mammalia; Perissodactyla; Equidae
Gene: FBXO31
Product: F-box protein 31
Biological process (GO): SCF-dependent proteasomal ubiquitin-dependent protein catabolic process
Cellular component (GO): SCF ubiquitin ligase complex
Molecular function (GO): protein binding
Source: RefSeq, a predicted model, not a curated record